Messenger RNA from Pseudovirgaria hyperparasitica, 1700 nucleotides. RefSeq lists its product as uncharacterized. Lineage: Eukaryota; Fungi; Ascomycota; Dothideomycetes; Acrospermales; Acrospermaceae. The coding region runs from base 472 to 1455 and encodes 327 amino acids. The record is from RefSeq and is a predicted model, not a curated record. The transcript has a single exon.
CUGGGCGUUCCUUGGGCUUGCAUUCGUACGAAUCCAUGGUCGCUAUGCUCGUCACCUGCGCUUGGGCAUGGUUUCUCCGCACACUUCCAUACAGUUGGGACGCCCCCCAGUUUCUCUCCGCUCCUUUUAUACAUUCAUUCCCUGCUUGAUUACUGUCCUCUUAUUAGAUGAGAUGUCGCUCUCUAUACCUUUACUUUUUUCUGCCUUUCGGCGUAAUAUGCAAGUUCCUCCUCCCUAACCCCACAUCCCAACGUCUCUACAUUACACAUUUGCUACAUCAUUGAUAUGUAAAUUCUUCUCACGCCGGCCACUGUCUAUUCUAUACACUCCUCUCGUCGAUUCAUACUCCGGAGCCGGAACUAAACCUGGCUUAUGAAAGAAUAUAUGACCGAAGGCGGCACACGACCAUUUCGAAGUGUGGAGAAGGAUGUCAAUAACUAUCAUAAGGAGUGACCUGAAACGCCAAACAACAUGGCCGUUACUUCUGAGCGCUCCAUGACACCUAAUAUUGCUCCUCCGAGCACCAUGUCUGUGUUCUCCUUCACAGCCCCCGGCCCUCAACCGAAGCUUCAUUUUCCACCUCCAAAUCACACGACAAUACCUCGUAAACGUUGUCGAGCCGUAGCCGAUGUCGAUGGCGAGCAUUCGUCCGGUUCAGGCAAAAAGAAACGACGUCUCCGACGCUUCCUCGUUACAUCCCGUCUAUCACUCCCGUUCUCCUAUCCCGCAACGAAUAUCGUCGACCGUGGGCCCUCCAAGAUCGCCGUCUGGGCCAAGCAGAAAUCUACAGGUCGUGAACUCCUCCGCAAGGCAGCUAUCCUCAAUCGUAUACGCCAACGUCAGAUAUCACCACCCAUCUUACCAGCCCAAUCCCAGGAGGUACUUCGUCAGACAUUCUUGUAUGGUGCUCCGGAUACUUCGACUCAUCCUAUUGUUCAGAGGAGCGGGCUCUCACCGGUGCUGUCGCCUAACUUUGUAUCGCAACCAGCUGUUGUUCGCGGGCCCAGUAUACAAAGAGAAGAUGCAAAUGACCCAAACAUCUCUGCCUUGCGUCAGAAGAGUCCUUCGCCCCAGGUACCCAGGAGAGAUUAUACCCCACUGCCACCGUCCCCGCUUGGGCUUUCGAACUAUGAUGCACUAGACCUGGAGGAAGACUAUGGUGAUGAUGACGACGACGGAGGAUGCACGUGGUCAUUUGGGGACACAGAUGAACCAUCACAGGAGAAUCACGAUACUGUUAAUCGUGUAAGCGAGUCUGUACUGGUUGACCACGAUUCCGUUGAAGCGUUUGCAAGUCCAGAGACGACCGCGUUGAUGGAGCAGACGACAUCGGUAGACCUCCUGAGACACCAGACCACACAGCAACAUGCAAGUGCAGAGCAACAAGCAGACAUUUCAAGUGAGAAGGAACGGCAAAAAAGUUUCGCAUUCGUCAGGUUCGAUUACUACAACUAAGGAUCCGGCUUCGGGGUGUUUGCGCAAUUUCUAAGUUAUUGGGCGGCGUACAAUGUGCACAUCCUAUGUCCUACAUGUCUCAAAAAUGCCUUCCUGACAGUAUUUCAGCGGCAUUCAGAAUCGGCGUAGGUAAGAGUUUCUACAAGACAGGCGGCGCAGGCGGACACUGAAGUUUUCCUCAUCUGUAUCUAUACUACCUGUAGCUACUACACAGUCACCCGACUCAUAAUAAUGCCACUUUGGGG